GUCAUAUGUAUGUCAUUGUCAGUGAAGUUCGAUAUUUGAUUUUGUUAUUUUUAGUUAUCGGUUGAACUUAUAAACUGAAUAAACUCGUUAACUUAAUUUUUUUAUAGAAUGUAAGCCACAGUUGUUAAAAAGCAGAACAAAAUGAAUUCUCUACAGACCGCCAUAAAAUAUUUUAGACGCGUCAAUAUAGCCACCGCUUUAAACACAUUAAAGGAAUGUAAGACGAUACCUAAAUAUGUAUCAAAAGAAAGCACUAUCAUUAACUGCAAAAGCAUUACAUUUAGUCCACGAAGCAUUGGAUUUGAAAUAAACGAUAAGCCAUUAAGUCGUGUAAAACAAGAUCCAUUAUCUUACAUCCCUAUAAUAAAUCCUCGGUCCAUCUUGCCUAUUAUUGACUCCAAUUGGCGUAAAGAUGAGAUUGGAUUGCCAGCUAUCAGACAAGAGGAAAAGCAUGCAGUUCGUCUUAUCGUCAUCAGACGCAAGAAGAUGAAGAAGCACCAAAGGAACAAGCUAUGGAAGAGAAUGAGACACCGUUGGGCUCGGGUGAAGCAGCGUAGACGUCAAAUCAAAGAGAAGAUCUUCCAGAAUGAGCUGCUAGCGAUGGUGAAAGCAGCUAAUGAGUUCUCAGCGGAGCAGUAUGUGUCCAGCAAGAUAGAGCAAGCCAAUCAUACCCCGCUACCAGCGCGCUGGAGACACAAGCGGCUGCCAGCAUUCAUCAUACGCCAGCUGCUCGGAAUUGAUAAGAAAAUCAACUACAAACACACUGAUGUUUACAAGGCAUAAUACAUCUUAUGGUUAAAUUUUAACACGAGAUGUAUAUAAAAUAUUUUAUUGUAAGUAGGGAAAUAUAGAUUAAAACAAUGAA
Papilio polytes (common Mormon) is the source of this 865-nucleotide messenger RNA. RefSeq lists its product as uncharacterized. Lineage: Eukaryota; Metazoa; Arthropoda; Insecta; Lepidoptera; Papilionidae. The coding region runs from base 142 to 783 and encodes 213 amino acids. The record is from RefSeq and is a predicted model, not a curated record. The transcript has 3 exons.